UGGCUGAGCUUUCCAGUGAACUAUAGGCCACAGAGUGACACAUAACGUCCUUAAAACAUACUCCUAUCUGAUAACGUACAGUAACGGCCACUUAAAAUGACAAACGAUGGGACGAAAAAGAAAGGAAAAGCACCAAGAGACAAAAAAUCGUCUAAAAGAAAAGGCAAGAGGAGGGAAACAUACGCUGUGUAUAUUUAUAAAGUUCUGAAGCAGGUCCACCCUGAUACUGGCAUCUCCAGCCGGGCCAUGAGCAUCAUGAACUCCUUCGUAAAUGAUGUGUUCGACCGCAUUGCCACAGAGGCCUCGAGACUGACCCAGUACAACAAGCGCUCAACCAUCACCAGCCGUGAGGUCCAGACUGCCGUCAGGCUGCUGCUGCCUGGGGAGCUGGCCAAGCACGCUGUGUCUGAGGGGACCAAGGCUGUCACCAAGUACACCAGCUCCAAGUGA
This is a messenger RNA of Colossoma macropomum (tambaqui), 450 nucleotides long. RefSeq lists its product as uncharacterized. The record is from RefSeq and is a predicted model, not a curated record. Lineage: Eukaryota; Metazoa; Chordata; Actinopteri; Characiformes; Serrasalmidae. Gene Ontology annotation, cellular component: nucleosome. Gene Ontology annotation, molecular function: DNA binding; protein heterodimerization activity; structural constituent of chromatin. The transcript is spliced from 2 exons. Bases 97 to 450 code for a protein of 117 amino acids.